CGGGGCGGGACUGUGGCAGAGGCUAGCAUCAGGCGUCGGGAUGCAGCGUGCUGGGCCCUUCAGCACCCUCUACGGGCGGGUCCUGGCCCCACUGCCCGGGCGGGCCGGGGGCGCGGCCUCUGGCAGAGGCGGGAACAGUUGGGGCGUCCCAGGUUCCCACGUGCAGCCGCCCGGGUGCGCCCAGUCUGGGACUAGCGGCGGCGCUGGCCGAACAAACACCAGCAGCGGGGAAGCCAACAGCGUGUUCCGGGACCCCUCCACGAUGUCUAAGACCGAGGAGGCCAAGAAGCUGGCGGGCCACUUAGCAGUGAUGAACCACGUGAGGAAUAAUCAAGUGCUGGGAAUUGGAAGUGGUUCUACAAUUGUCCACGCUGUGCAGAAAAUAGCUGAAAGGGUGAAAGAAGAGAACCUGAAACUCGUCUGUAUUCCCACUUCCUUCCAGGCCCGUCAGCUCAUCCUGCAGCACGGCUUAACGCUCAGUGACCUGGACCAACACCCACAGAUUGAUCUUGCCAUCGAUGGUGCUGAUGAAGUUGAUGCUGACCUCAAUCUCAUCAAGGGCGGUGGAGGCUGCCUGACCCAGGAGAAGAUUGUGGCUGGCUAUGCAAGUAGCUUCAUUGUGAUUGCAGAUUUCAGGAAAGAUUCAGAGAACCUUGGGGAUCAUUGGCACAAGGGAAUCCCCAUUGAGGUCAUCCCAAUGGCUUAUGUCCCAGUGAGCCGAGCCGUGACUCAGAAGUUUGGGGGCAUGAUUGACCUUCGAAUGGCUGUCAACAAGGCAGGUCCUGUGGUGACAGAUAACGGGAAUUUUAUCCUGGACUGGAAGUUUGACCGCGUGCACACAUGGAGUGAAGUGAACACAGCUAUCAAAAUGAUCCCAGGUGUGGUGGACACAGGUCUGUUCAUCAACAUGGCCGAGAGAGUCUACUUCGGGAUGCAGGACGGCUCAGUGAACAUAAGGGAGAAGAAGCAUUUCUGUUGACCCUACAGGAGUGGAGUGUGUUCACCUUGAGUCCCCAGCCCACAGCCGAGGUGGACAUGCCACUCCAGGAGCCUGUGCCUUAAUGUAUCUGUGCCAGGGGGCAGCUGGCAGGGUUGGGGGUUGGGGAGUUAAAUCCAGUCUUCUGAAGUGUUGUUACUCGAUGUCUUUUUUAAAAAGAGAAAUAUGAACAUAUAUAUUUUUACUAUUAAAAUUACUCAGUUUUUUUUAUAAAGUAGA
Messenger RNA from Hipposideros armiger (great roundleaf bat), 1216 nucleotides. It is a transcript of the gene RPIA, whose product is annotated as ribose 5-phosphate isomerase A. Lineage: Eukaryota; Metazoa; Chordata; Mammalia; Chiroptera; Hipposideridae. The transcript has 9 exons. Bases 41 to 979 code for a protein of 312 amino acids. Gene Ontology annotation, molecular function: ribose-5-phosphate isomerase activity. Gene Ontology annotation, cellular component: cytoplasm. Gene Ontology annotation, biological process: D-ribose metabolic process; pentose-phosphate shunt, non-oxidative branch. The record is from RefSeq and is a predicted model, not a curated record.